Gracilinanus agilis (Agile Gracile Mouse Opossum) is the source of this 1457-nucleotide messenger RNA. It is a transcript of the gene P2RY8, whose product is annotated as P2Y receptor family member 8. The coding region runs from base 1 to 1077 and encodes 358 amino acids. Gene Ontology annotation, molecular function: G protein-coupled receptor activity. Gene Ontology annotation, biological process: positive regulation of Rho protein signal transduction; phospholipase C-activating G protein-coupled receptor signaling pathway. Gene Ontology annotation, cellular component: membrane. The transcript has a single exon. The record is from RefSeq and is a predicted model, not a curated record. Lineage: Eukaryota; Metazoa; Chordata; Mammalia; Didelphimorphia; Didelphidae.
AUGAAUAGCAACAUAACCCAGCUAGAUAAUGAAACAAUAAUGAUGCUUGGGAACCCAACCAUUGGGGUGGCCCUCCCCAUCGUGUACUCACUGGUGGCUCUCAUCAGCAUCCCCGGGAAUUUCUUUUCCCUCUGGAUCCUUUGCUGCCACACCAAACCCAAAUCACCUUCGAUCAUCUUCAUGAUCAACCUGUGCAUCACUGACCUCAUGCUGGCUGUGGCCCUCCCUUUUCAGAUCUUCUAUCACCUGAACAGCAACAACUGGCCCUUUGGGACAUUCCUCUGUAACCUGGUGACAGUGGUCUUUUACACCAACAUGUACUCCUCCAUACUGACCAUGACCUGCAUCAGUGUCGAGCGGUUCCUGGGCGUUGUGUACCCCUUGACCUCCACCAGGUGGAGAAGGAAGAGAUAUGCGGUUCUGGCUUGCGUGGGCAUAUGGCUCCUUCUCUUACUUGCCUUGUCUCCCUUGGCCAUCACGGACCUGACCUACGAAGUGAAAGCCCUGGGGAUUGUCACCUGCUUUGAUGUCCUCAAGUGGAAUAUGCUGCCCAGCCUUGCCAUGUGGGCCAUCUUCCUCUUCACCCUGUUCAUUUUUCUCUUCUUCAUUCCCUUCAUCGUGACCGUGGCCUGCUACAUCGCCACCAUCCUCAAGCUGAUCCGAACUUCUGAAAGGUAUGGGAAUGGGCAGAAGAGCCGCUCCAUCUGUCUCGCUGGCAUCGUCCUCCUCGCCUUCGUCACCUGCUUUGCCCCUAACAAUUUUGUGCUCCUAGUGCACAUGAUCAGCCGCCUGUACUUCCACAAGAGCUACUACCACAUCUAUAAACUCACCCUCUGUCUCAGCUGCCUCAACAACUGCUUGGAUCCUUUCAUUUACUACUUUGCUUCCAAAGAGUUUCAUCAGAAAUUAAAGAAGUUCCUGGGUAAAAAUGCCCUCUUCAGUGAUAGCUCAGAGGCCAGAAGGGAAAGUUUAUUCUCUGCCAGGACACUUUCGGCCAGGUCAAUGUCAAGUGGACAGGUGGAAGGGUCAGCUGGAGGCAGCCGGGUCUGCUUGAAAAGACAGGAAAGUUUGUUUUAACAGUAGUAUGUGAGCCAGAAGGGCAAAAAAAGGUUGAUGCCUGUGGGAGGUGUGUGAAGGAAUUAAAGUAAAAAGCCCAUCUCUUUCAGGUCUGAAAAAGGCUUGGGAGUGCCUACCUUGCCACUGGAGGCAGUAGGGCUCUCUUCUUGAGGAAGUGGCUAAAAUUUGAGCUAAAGAAAGGAUGCCUCCUUACAUCAGGCACAGAAUACACUAUGGGCUUUAGAAAGAUAGACUGAUGAAAAGAAAAAGAAGGAAAGGAAAGCAGUAUGAAAUAACCAGUCUAGUUCUCUGAGUAAGAAGACAGAGACUAAAUGCUUUUGAAACCAGAGAGGGAGGGAAGAAUUUUUUCUUCCUUCCAGGCAGCUAUUCACAGACUCAAG